Aspergillus saccharolyticus JOP 1030-1 is the source of this 611-nucleotide messenger RNA. RefSeq lists its product as uncharacterized. Lineage: Eukaryota; Fungi; Ascomycota; Eurotiomycetes; Eurotiales; Aspergillaceae. Bases 143 to 472 code for a protein of 109 amino acids. The record is from RefSeq and is a predicted model, not a curated record. The transcript is spliced from 2 exons.
CCUUCCGGGGGAAGAGGGGGAAGACAUGGUAAGCUUCUUCAGGGUUCUUGCUUUUAUUGUUUAGAACAAACGUUUUUCGGUGUAUCAUCAGGUAUCAGGUACCUUACCCAGAGUACCUAGAACAGGUAACUCUCGCCCAUGAAUGGCUUGCGGUACGAGGAGAGUGAGUCUUUGUGAUCUCGCAAAGUUUAUUUUCUCUUUUGUGUCGUUUUGCUUUCUUCCGCUUCAUCAUUGCUUCUUCAUACCUGAAAGGUACGAUGUUUUGCGGGUCCCCCCCCAUUCCCCCAUUGGUCUCCUUACAGCUGCAAAGCAUUCGGAAUCAGGCUCGCCGCCUCGGGAUCUAAGGAAGAUGGGUUUAGUAGCAAUAGUCAAGUUUCUCCAUCGUUGGAAAAUGAUGCUGCUUUUGCCAAUCAUUGCAAUCAGAGGCUUGACAGACAGCACUAGCAGCUCACUGAAGAAGGUUGACAAAUAACUCCAGAUUUUCUUCUUCCCACAGACACUCUUGGCAUUCCUAUAGUAAGAUCCACUAUAACUGCUUUCCCAUGAAUUCCAGGCUGGUGACUACGAUUCAUCACGAGUACGGAGUAUUCUUCUGACCUCUGUAGAAGUCG